UUACAAUCUCGCCUGUCACAAUGCUACACUCAAUUCGAGCACACCGGGCCAUUCGCCCAUCGCCAACAAUAAUACCAACAGCAUCGAAACUCCUCAAUCCCUCGACACGAACCUACUCCUCCCCGUCCUCCAAAACACACACCCGCCCGUCCUCCUCCGCACAACCCGACUCCCCAGCAACCGUCCCCUCAACCUCCUCUACAUCCACAACCUCCCCGGACGAUAUCAACCCGCCACCAAGCACGCGCCCGGCAGACAUCAACACACCAGACUCGCUACCCGACGAUGCCGCGCCGGUCGAUACAGUAAAGCGCUAUAUCGCGCUGGGACGGGCAUACCUCUCUUUCUACAAGACGGGAUUGAAGAAUGUAUACCACAACUAUCGCACUUCUCUCCCAUUAAGAAAUGAAUUGGGACUGCCAGUGUACCUCCCAAUUUCACCGCCCCCGAAAUCGAAAACGAUUGCGUUCAAAAACGCAGUCGAGAAGACCGGGCUUAGUCGUUCGAAUUUCCAACUUAUUCGACGCGCCGCGUACGAUGUUCGACGGAUGAUACCGUUUACGCUUAUGUUGAUUAUCUGCGGGGAAUUCACCCCAGUUAUCGUUCUCGCGUUAGGUAGCGCAGUCGUCCCGUAUACCUGCCGCGUGCCGAAACAACUCACCAAAGACCGCACGCAAAAGGCAGCCAGGAAGCGCGCGGCCCUGGUGGCGCAUUACGUCCAAUAUACAGGCUCCGUCUCAUAUACUCCAGACCAAGGGAAGGAAUUGGACCUGUUAGCGCAAUACGUCAAUCUGGAGUGGAUCGAGUCCGCAUCUCCAGAAGAAGUGCUGCGCGCAUGUGCAGUCUUCGGUCUUGUAAAGACACAUACCCGUCCGUCUGCGCUUGUAUCGCUGGUAUACCGCGCGCGGCUGAGGCGGUUUGCUGAGUACUUGGCUGUUGAUGAUGGGUUGGUUAAGCGUGGGGGUGGGGUUAGUGCGAUGGAGGGGGUGGAGGUUAGGAUUGCGGUUGAGGAGAGGGGUGGUGUUGAGAUGGUUAUGCGGGAGACUGGGGAGGGUGUUGGUGAGAGUGACGAAUGGGAGGGGGAGAGGGAGCAGAGGAGGUGGUUGGAGGGGUGGUUGGAGAGGAGGGCAUAGAUCUCUUUUUAUAGGUGUUUGAUAUAGGGUUGGGAAAAGCUGUAGAUAAGAUCUAUAGAUUUACUAUGAUAGAAUGAUAUGUAAAAGUUGAUACAAUACGCUCCAGCUCGCAAUAGAAACAAUGAAACAUUCAAAAUAUAAAAGCC
This is a messenger RNA of Aspergillus glaucus CBS 516.65, 1279 nucleotides long. RefSeq lists its product as uncharacterized. The record is from RefSeq and is a predicted model, not a curated record. The transcript has a single exon. Gene Ontology annotation, biological process: intracellular monoatomic cation homeostasis. NCBI's taxonomy places the organism in Eukaryota, Fungi, Ascomycota, Eurotiomycetes, Eurotiales, Aspergillaceae. The coding region runs from base 21 to 1133 and encodes 370 amino acids. Gene Ontology annotation, cellular component: mitochondrial inner membrane.